Messenger RNA from Fusarium subglutinans, 390 nucleotides. RefSeq names its product aconitase A isopropylmalate dehydratase small subunit swivel. The transcript has 2 exons. Lineage: Eukaryota; Fungi; Ascomycota; Sordariomycetes; Hypocreales; Nectriaceae. Bases 1 to 390 code for a protein of 129 amino acids. The record is from RefSeq and is a predicted model, not a curated record.
AUGAAAUUCUUCUCAGCUCUCACCUUUUCGGCAAGCAGCCUGAUCCUCGGCACUCUCGCGGCGGCAGCCCCAGAACCAGCUGUGAUCGGAGCAACUGUGGCUCCAUACAGCAUCACUUGUGCGGGUUUCAACACGGGCAGUCCCUUGUCCAUCGGCGAUAUCCAUUGGGCUCUCAAGAACAGAAGAGAUGAGCUGGAUCUCAAGGCUGGAUCUUGGAAUCAAGAAGACCUCACUUGCGUCAGUACCGACGGACGCAAGAUUCAGCAAUAUGCAGUCAUAUUCAUGCACAACCAUGCGCGCAGCAACCCGCAAGGUAUGACGCAGCUGGCCAAGGACAGGGUUCUUUGCACUGCUUCGAGCGAAUGGAUAUUUAGCUGCUCUCGGGUCUAA